UAUGAAAUAUUGGUCACACUGCUGUUUUGGUCUGUUGUCGCGUGCAAUAAGUUUUUUUAAAUAACUUUGUUUUAGUGAAUUUAGGAACUUUUAAAAUGCUCUGCACGCGGGCAGCUGCACGACUGGCCGGGGGUAUAGCGAGGAACCCAUGGGUAGCACAACAACAUUUUAAACAGACUGCGGCGUUAUCUGUUGUUUUCGAACAGUCCUGCCGCCUGUGUUCAAACACCGGCGUCGUAGAUGCCGCAAAUAAAGCAAAGCCCAGCCCUGCAGCCUCCUCAGAAGGCGGAAUCUUGAAGAGAGUACUGACCAAAGUGGGCUUUACGCCAAACACAAAAGCGCGCCUUAAAGUCACCAGCCAUAUGCUAUACGAGAGUGUGGCCGACAAGAUCAACUAUGUGGCCUUCUUCAACGACUUCAAACUUCCCAACACCUUCAACUCCUGGUUCCUGGUCACAGAACUGCAUGUGUGGCUCCUACUGAUGCGAGCUAUGGCCGAGGGCUCGGAAACAGGCGAGGAUGGUCGUUUCCUGCGCAACUGCAUCGUGGAGGCUAUGUGGGGAGACGUCAACACUCGCGCGAAAAAGCUUGGAGCUAACAACCCGUCGCGCACGCGGCAACAGAUCGAGACGUUGUCCGAGCAGUUCCAGGCAGCAUUGAUUGCCUACGACGAAGGAAUCAUGUCUGACGAUAUAGUCUUAGCCGGCGCCCUGUGGCGUCGCUUCUUCGAGAUGAACUGCGACGACUAUGUCCAAAUCGAGCGACUGGUAAAGUAUGUCCGCCAGCAGGCGGUCAUGCUGGACAGUUUGUCGCGCGAUCAGUUUAUUACCAAGCCCAAGGUGGCCUGGCUGGACUUGGACAAGUGCAAGGUGUAAUAUUAGUUAUUUUUUCUGUUAAAUAAAGUUGAAAUUGUGUAAAGCUAAA
Molecule: messenger RNA, 924 nt
Organism: Drosophila bipectinata
Lineage: Eukaryota; Metazoa; Arthropoda; Insecta; Diptera; Drosophilidae
Gene: Uqcc1
Product: Ubiquinol-cytochrome c reductase complex assembly factor 1
Biological process (GO): mitochondrial respiratory chain complex III assembly
Cellular component (GO): mitochondrion
Source: RefSeq, a predicted model, not a curated record